This is a messenger RNA of Peronospora matthiolae, 1212 nucleotides long. The record is from the annotation of a GenBank genome assembly. Lineage: Eukaryota; Oomycota; Peronosporomycetes; Peronosporales; Peronosporaceae.
AUGAACGUCGCCGCGUCUCAUCGCUGGCUGCAUGAGGAGAUUGUAGAGGGCGCUACCGAGGAGACAAGUGGCUUCAAACGGGCGUCUCUACUCCAGUUGAUACUGACAGGCACGCUCUUUGGCCUCGUCCACGUCCUGACGGGUCCCGACCAUCUCAGCGCCUUAGCGACGCUCUCUGCAGGGACCUCGUGGCGCUCCUUUUCGCUCGGAAUCAGAUGGGGCUGCGGUCAUAGUAUCGGCCUCAUCGUCAUGGCCAUUGUCUUUAUUGCACUGGACGGGAAACUCGACUUUUCCGUGCUUAAUGUCGUGACAGACGUUAUCGUGGGUGUCUUUAUGAUUGGAUUGGGACUCUAUGGAGUGCAUGAAGGGGUGAAGAAGUUGAGACAGAGACGAGGGAUAUCCAGGAGGUAUCAGGAUAUCUCGGAGCAGAGAAAGAUGGAGAAUUGUGUGCAAGAGGGGAUGGACGAAGAAGUAGCUCGAGAAGGUUCGGAGAUGGAGACGGAGGGUGGAAGUCCUGGUCGUACAUUGCUAGACGAAGAAGGGGCGGAAUUAAUUGACGGGAAGGUGGUGUCGAACGGACUUGAUGAGGAGGCAUCACUGCAAUGGAAAAGGUUGGAGACUUUGAGGAUUCGAGAGCUGGGUGGCAUCCCCGCUGGCGUGGAGUCAUCUGUUGCUGAUGCGGAAGCAGAACCGCCACGACGACUCUCAGACAGUGAAGAGACCAUAUCCACUGCUACUAGUCCAUGCGAGAGCAUGGUAGCGCUAGAAGAGCUCCUGCCGGAUCGCAGCGAAUCGACUGGUGAAGCAGGAUGUCGGAUUGACGACGCUGAGUUUGCUACUGAUCCCAUGUGUGACGGCGUCAGGUUUCCGACGAUCGACUUUCGGAACGCACGCACGCAGAAGUUCACUGCGUUGCUCGUAGGAAUCGUGCAUGGAAUCGCGGGACCAGGUGGGAUCCUCGGUGUUUUGCCUGCAGUAGGGCUCCACGAUACGGUCAAGUCGUUCAUCUAUCUCGGUUCCUUCUGCUUGACAUCCAUUGUCACAAUGGGGGUCUUUGCUGCUGGGUACGGUGAAGCUACAGGUCGACUAGGCGACCGCUCCGAGAUCCUGGCAUUCCGCAUAUCGAUCUUCUCGUCUUUACUUUCCGUGAUCGUGGGUAUACUCUGGUUAGUGCUUACUGCCAUGGGCGAGCUCCAGGAAGUCUUUGGCUGA